Molecule: messenger RNA, 387 nt
Organism: Humulus lupulus (European hop)
Lineage: Eukaryota; Viridiplantae; Streptophyta; Magnoliopsida; Rosales; Cannabaceae
Exons: 2
Coding region: 1-387 (128 amino acids)
Source: RefSeq, a predicted model, not a curated record
AUGAAUAGUUUGUACAAGAAUAGACCAUUUCGGUUAACUCGAGCUAAAGUGUUAUUAGCAUUAGAUAAAAAUUACAAAAAAUUCAAUCAUGUCUGGCAAGUCCUUAAAGAUAUUGAAAAAUUUGGAGAUGAUCAUAACAAUGCAACAUCAUACAUUCAGAGACAAAGUAGUAACUUUGUGACAUCACAAUCAGAAUCUCCCACUACAAAGUCUCCAACAUUAGCAUCUUCUGGACUAUCAUCAUUUUCUCUUAAUAUAAAUGAUGAGAAUAUUGGUGGUUGUUCUACUCAACGACUGAUUGGAGUAAAGAAAGAAAAAGGAAUAAGAGAAAAUGAAGAGCAAACUUCAAUUAAAGUUGACACUAUCAAGGAAGAACAACGAUAUUGA